Molecule: messenger RNA, 468 nt
Organism: Serpula lacrymans var. lacrymans S7.9
Lineage: Eukaryota; Fungi; Basidiomycota; Agaricomycetes; Boletales; Serpulaceae
Exons: 5
Coding region: 1-468 (155 amino acids)
Biological process (GO): mitochondrial fission; autophagy of mitochondrion; peroxisome fission
Cellular component (GO): peroxisomal membrane; mitochondrial outer membrane
Molecular function (GO): protein binding
Source: RefSeq, a predicted model, not a curated record
AUGCCUACAGAUCUCCCUUACGCAGCAGACGCAGAAGUCUCUUUAUCUUACGAUGAGCUCGAGGUACUACGACUACAGUAUCAGAAAGAACUAGUUCAAUCCCAUGUCACCAUUCAGACCCAGUUCAACUAUGCCUGGGGCCUUGUCAAAAGCCCACUGAGAGACCAUCAAGUAGAGGGUGUGCGGCUUUUACAAGAAAUCUACCGAGCCGAGCCCACGCGAAGAAGAGAAUGUCUGUACUACCUGGCACUUGGUCAUUACAAGAUGGGAAAUUUCGACGAAGCAAAGAAAUUCAAUGGUCUGUUAAUCGAGAAGGAACCAACCAAUUUACAAGCUCAAAGUCUAGGAUCACUCAUAGACAAAGAUGUUGCUCGAGAUGGCUAUAUAGGUAUGGCGCUUGCUGGGGGUAUAGCAGCGCUUGGUACCCUCCUUGUCGCGGGUUUUAUACGGCGAGCAACACGCAAAUAG